AUGGCGCACUACAUGUCUCAUGAAGAGUUGGAACAACAGUCUAGGACAGCUGAGGAACUUAUAGAUAAAAUGUCUGAAGUACUACAUGUAAAUAACUCCUUGAGAUUUACUGAUGAGGACAUCAAUAAUGGUGUAACCAAGCGUCACUUAAAGGAAACAGAAAACAAACGUCUCAGGGAGAGUCUUGGCGAUAUCGAACGUGAAAACCAGAAGUUGUUGGCCUCCAUUGAUGACGUAUAUGCAGAAUAUGAAACCAGAAAAUCCGAGCUGGAGCGCCUUAUCAAAGAGAAAGAACAAGAACAUACACAAAGGAAACAACACUAUGCCAACUUAUUGAAUAGGGAUCGAGAUACAAUAUAUGGAAAUACAACUGAGAAACUUAAGCAACCAACAGGAAUAUCUGCAAAUGCCACCCUCUUAGACAUAUCACGAGUCAGAAAAAACAAUGAUGUCCUUCCUACAGUUGGAAAUUUCAAUACAUCCACUCCAACAACCAAACCAGUUGCACCUGUGAAACAAUACUACAAAGAGCCAAAGAUCAACAAAUUCAUUGGAAAAGAACAAAAUAUAUAUGACUGGGUAGAUGAUUGUAAACGGGCCUUGAAGAAGAUUCCUGAAGAAGACCAGUAUGAUUAUCUACUCUCACACUUAGAAGGAAUGCCUCGGAAAGAAGCUAAGCUUCUUGGUGAAAUAGCAAAGCCUGAUGAGAUAUUCACCACCCUUCAAAGAGUUUAUGGCAGUAGACAGACUAAACAUUCUGCUCUUCAACUAUUCCUCAACACAAAGCAGAACAAGGAUGAGAACAUAAAAGCCUACAGUCAAAGACUAAUGACACAGCUGGAACUGCUGCAGAACUCCCACGACGAGUUUUUGUGUAUUGACAACACAGAUAGACUUAUCAAAACUCAGUUUGCCAAUGGAGUUUCAUCAGAAGUGAUGCGUCUAAUGUUGUAUGAUAAACUUAAACAACAACCUGCUAUAUCAUUCACAACUCUACGCGAAGAGGCAUUCAUAAUGGAGGAGAAGCAUGAUAGGCAGUCCACUACUACUACAGAUACAUCAAUUAGGGAUAUUAUACAAGACCAAGUAAGGAAAACUCUACAAACUUCAAACUGUACCACUGCUGACUCAGCGCCUACUAGUAUAACAUCUGAUCGUACUUUGUUGAAAGAAUUAGUGAAGGAGGAAAUCCAAAAGGAAUUUCAGAAGGAUGUUAUGACAAAUUACAUCUCCCAGAAGCAAGGUUACAAUCAUCCAGAACAUGGACCAGGAUACUUUGAUACAGACCCCCAUGGCUACAGUAACAGAGGAGACUUCAGUAAUAGAGGAGGCUUCAGUACCAGAGGAGGCUACAAUAACAGAGGAGGCUACAGUAACAGAGGAGGCUACAGUAACAGAGGAGGCUACAGUAACAGAGGAGGCUACAGUAACAGAGGAGGCUUCAGUAACAGAGGAGGUUCCAGUAGCCAAGGAGGUUUCAAUGAUAGAGGAUACUUCAGUGAUAGUAGAGGGUUCAACAAUCAUGAUGAUACUCGCAACAACUAUGACCAGAAUAGGAUCUAUACAAAUCAGCAUUUUCCCCAUAGAGACUUUGCUCAGAGAGGCUAUGGUGACACAAGGGGUAGAGGUACAUCACAUGGAAACAGAACAUAUCCAGGUGGAAAUGUUACAACUCGUUAUCAGCAAAGAGAUCAAGGUUAUCAAGACUACCCUCAGAAUAAUGGAAAUUCUGGUAACUGGAGGAACAGCAACCAAGAAAAUACUUCCUCAAAUGUUCAAAAAAACUAG
Messenger RNA from Owenia fusiformis, 1788 nucleotides. The record is from the annotation of a GenBank genome assembly. Lineage: Eukaryota; Metazoa; Annelida; Polychaeta; Sabellida; Oweniidae.